Molecule: messenger RNA, 1686 nt
Organism: Aspergillus ruber CBS 135680
Lineage: Eukaryota; Fungi; Ascomycota; Eurotiomycetes; Eurotiales; Aspergillaceae
Product: putative isomerase YbhE
Exons: 2
Coding region: 82-1254 (390 amino acids)
Molecular function (GO): protein binding; 6-phosphogluconolactonase activity
Source: RefSeq, a predicted model, not a curated record
ACUAUAUGAAUAAAUCCAAAUCUACCAUUUCUCACCUCUACCAAAACCUAUUCUACAUCACUACUCUACAAUACAAACAAAAUGCACACCCUCCCUCUAUUCACCCUGCUGGCAACAGCAGCAGCAUCUACAAAAACCCUCUACGCAACGCACUACAACGGCACUGUUUACACCCUCUCGCUUGAUCUUGAGGACAAGAACCCCGAUAAUGCGCUCAGCAUAGCCUCUGAAAAAGAUACCUGCGGUGAAAUGCCUAGCUGGCUUACCCUAGAGCGGUCAUCUGGUGUUCUCUACUGCUCUGACGAGGGCGGGAACGCGACGGUUCCAGGCUCACUCACCGCGCUAUCCACCGCAUCGGAAGGAACAGUGGAAGAGAUUGCGAAAGUGGAGGACAUCGGCGCAGGCGUUCACAGUGCUUUUUACGGUGGUGAGAGCGGCGUUGAGUAUCUCGCCGUUGCGCAUUACGGUGCCUCUGCCCUAACAACCUUCCCCCUUCCGUUAUCCCCCAACACAGCUCCCCUCCAAACCCUCACCUACAACCUAACCGACCGCCCUGCGCCCAAGCCCGAACAAGACGCCUCGCACCCGCACCAAAUCCUCCCCGACCCGAGCGGAAAGUUCCUAAUCUCCCCGGACCUCGGCAUGGAUCUUAUCCAUGUGUACACUGUGAAUGCGUCGACGGGAUGGUUGGCUGAGGGUGAGGCUGUGGACUUCCCGGCGGGAAGUGGACCAAGACAUGGCUUUUUUACCUCUGACGGAGAAGGGGGAGAGACGAGGUUGUAUACGGUUAGCGAGUUGAGCGGUGAACUUACUAUUUUCAACGUGAGCUAUUCGGCAGACCGGCAUCCGACUUUCCAUAAGAUUCAAUCGAUCAUUCCGUAUCCGAAUGGGGCUCUGCCGUCUGGCGCGACGCCGGCUGGGAUCCAGAUUAGGGAGGGUGAUAUCUACAUCUCGCUCCGCAGCGACCAGUCGUACCCGGACAUUGAAUCUGAUGCUAUCGCGACGUUGUUCAUCAACGACGAUGGCACGGCGGCAUUCCACAGUCUCACCCCAUCGUAUGGUAAGGUGCCGCGGACGCUGAUUGUUAAUGACGCCGGAGAUCUGGUAGCGAUUGGGAACCAGGCGAGUGCGAGCGUGGUUGUUGUGCGGAGACUGGAAACUGGAGAGUUGGGUGAGGUUGUUGGACGGGUUCUUGUUGGGGAGACCGGGGAAGUUGGAGAGGCGGAGGGGUUGAGUAGUGUUGUUUGGGGAUGAUCGUUUUCAAUUAGGAUGGGAUGGAUGGUGAAAUUUUAAAUUGAAGUUGUUUAAAUAUUGACAUUGACAGAACCGGCCGGAAUGCAAACAUGCGGUAUCAACAACAGGAAUAAGAAUGUGAAUGAACAUGAAUAUAAACAGAACAUGCAAGCCCAUGACAAACGUGUAUCAGUCUUUUUUUGUGUUUUCUCUGGUAUAAAUGAACAACCCAAGACAAAAAUCAAACAACCAAGCACACUGACGCCCUAACCUUGACCCUUUCCUGGACGUCCAGUCGUACAUUCGUAAGCGUAUCCCUAGAAAUAACAGUAAACAACGUAAACCAGUAUAAGCAUGAAACAAGCGUGAAUCGUAAAGCGUAAUAUCAACAAACAGGUAUCGUAACAUAUGUGCAAAAAAAAAAAAAAAAAAAAGAUAUCAAAGUGUAAAGUG